Messenger RNA from Mangifera indica (mango), 1652 nucleotides. RefSeq lists its product as uncharacterized. The coding region runs from base 186 to 1412 and encodes 408 amino acids. Lineage: Eukaryota; Viridiplantae; Streptophyta; Magnoliopsida; Sapindales; Anacardiaceae. The record is from RefSeq and is a predicted model, not a curated record. The transcript is spliced from 7 exons.
ACAAAUCGUCAGAUGGACAAAAAAAAAUUAAAUAAGGUAAGCAGUAUCUUAUGUUAUCUUUAAAAUCUCGUCCAUAGAAUUGAUUGAAUCGAAUUGUGUUUUUGGAGAAAAUCGAACUUCUUAAACCGUCCAGUAUUGAAUUUGCUGAGCGGAGGAAUCGAAAUUUUUAGGAGGGAGGAAGAAAAAUGUGGGGAUUUGGAGGUAGGUAUUACUGGGCAGGGAAAGAAAGCGGAGGGAAAAGAGAGGGGAUAGUGGUGGUGUUCGCCUGGAUGUCGAGUGAAGAGAGACACUUAAAUCGCUAUGUCCAGCUCUAUUCAUCUUUGAGAUGGAAUUCACUUGUUUGCCAUUCUCAAUUUCUCAACAUGUUCUUCCCUGAGAAGGCUGAAGCACUAGCAUUUGACCUUCUCAAAGAACUUGUUGAGGAACUAAAGGUUGGACCAUGCCCUGUUGUCUUUGCAUCUUUUUCUGGUGGUCCAAAGUCCUGCAUGUAUAAGGUUCUCCAGAUAAUCCAGGGUAUAUGUGAAGCAAAAGUGAAUUCAGAUGAAUGCCAACUGGUUAGGGACUGUUUAUCAGGCUAUAUCUAUGAUUCUAGUCCAGUGGAUUUUACUAGUGACUUGGGUGCUCGAUUUGUUGUUCACCCAACUGUUCUGAAUAUGUCUCAUCCACCGAGAUUAGUCUCGUGGAUAGCAAAUGGUAUUGCUUCUGGGCUUGAUUCCCUCUUCCUUAAUAGGUUUGAAUCACACCGAGCUGAAUAUUGGCAGACUCUGUACUCAUCUGUUAACAUGGGCGCUCCCUAUCUAAUUUUAUGCUCAGAAAAUGAUAAUCUUGCUCCUUACCAAGUUAUCCAUAAUUUCUCUCAACGAUUACGAGAACUUGGGGGAGAUGUAAAACUUGUGAAAUGGAAUGACUCUUCUCAUGUAGGCCAUUAUCGGCAUUAUCCUAUUGACUACAAGGCUGCUGUGACUGAGCUGCUAGGCAAGGCAGCUGCAGUUUAUUCCCAACGGAUUCAAAAACUUGAAGGAGAAAGAAUGGCCUUGGAGGGAACACAUGAUAAGAUGGCAAAUCCCAUAUACAACCUGAGGAAGGCGGCAUACAGCCCUACCCGAAGUUUUCGGGGAACUUCUCUUGUGCCAGUUGACCAUUUCCUCAUGCCCAGCUCAAUGGAGUUUUAUGAUGGUAGAGAUGUUGGGUCCAUGCAAGAUGAACACAAGGAGGGAUUAAUUCAUCUGUCUAAUCCACCAAGCAUUAAUGCUCACGGAGUUCUUGGUCAAAUUCUUUUUGAUGUUUGUGUUCCCAAAAAUGUUGAAGGUUGGGACAUAAUGUCAUCAGAUUCCUUGAAUGGACGCCGAUAUACUACAAGGAGGCAUGCCCCGUUUAAUCCUAUCAAAUGUAUACGUCGCUGUAGAUUAUAAUGUUUCACUGACAAGUUUUGGCGGAGACAGAAUACGCAAAAUCCAAAUCUUGUACGAGUCACUUAAUGGCAAUGUCCUUGCUUCCAGCACCAUGAAUUUGAGUUAAUAAAAAGACAUGGGGCGUUUGACAUGCAUAUGGUGAUCAUUCUGAUUUGUUGUUUUUUGUAGGACAGUAAAAACACUACGAAGGCUUGCGCUUGUGGACUCUAUUCUAACAGAAUGUACAGUAUUUAGAGGAAA